GUGUGUGUGUGUAGGCAGGUGAAUCAGAGGCUGCUGCAGGGUCAGUCUCAGGUGGAGGAGCUGCAGACGUCUCUUCAGGAACACGGAUCCAAAGCAGAAGAUAUGGUGCUCAUGAAGAGGAAGUGUCAGGAACACCUGGAGAAGUUAAUGGACGCCACUAACGAGCUUCAGAUGAACAGUGCAGCGAUCGAAGAGCUGGAGAACAAACACUCUUCCAGCGUUCAGAGGGUUGACGAGCUGGAGGACGCGCUGAAGAAGAAGGAUGAAGAUAUGAAACAGAUGGAGGAGAGAUACAAGAAAUACCUGGAGAAAGCCAAGAGUGUCAUUCGUACUCUGGACCCCAAACAGAAUCAGGGUUCUGCUCCCGAGGUUCAGGCUCUGAAGACCCAGGUGCAUGAGCGCGAGAGGAUGCUGAUCUCACUCCAGAAGGAGUAUGACAAGAUGUCGUCUCAGAAAGACCAGGAGGAGAAACUCAUCGUAUCUGCCUGGUACAACAUGGGCAUGGCUCUGCAGAAGAAGGCGGCUGAGGAGCGUCUGGCCAGCACGGGUUCGGGUCAGUCUUUCCUGGCGCGUCAGAGACAGGCCACCAACUCCCGCCGGACGUAUCCGGGCCACGUGCAGCCCACCGCAGCCAGGUAGAGCGUCGCCACGGCAACCCUCUCCACAGCCAAUCAGGAUACCUGACUCCACCCCCCCACCCCACCCCUCCCCAUCCCAACCUCGCUGUCUUAAUAUUCUCCUCCACUGAUCUGACCAAUCAGGGUAACCGGACAUGCCCACUUUAAUCAAAUCAGCAUUAGUUAAUGAACACGCUCCAAACUAAUGAGAGCUUUUUUCCUGUCGGAUGCUUUUCACCAGAGGCUUUGCAGUAUUUUAAGAGUGGUUCCUGAUGCGCAGUGUUUUAUUUGCUCUUCAUCUGCUCUCAGCUGCUGUCCUUCUUGAUUCUUUCAUCUGUCCUCUUUAUUCUCCAUUGAUAUCUAUGCAUUGAAAGAGAGAAGUGUUCAUCAUGAUGUUUAUUUAAAUGCACAUCAGUCUGUUGUUUCUUCCAGUGUUUUUCGGUGCUUGUUGUUGUUUGUUUUGUUGAUUCAUUCCCGAUGCCUUAACACAGACUCACAGCUGCUGUCGAUCCCUGUCUGGCGUCUGCUGGCGUCACGCGAGUCGCGUGUGGGCCGUCCGGUCCGGACUCUUUAAAGCCACGAUCCACACGCUUCCACCAGUGACGCUCAGCAGACGCUCACCGCUGAAUCUGUGUGACUGACACCUGUCAAUCUCUUUCUCUCACAGUGACCUUAAAGCAUGAGCGGCAGGGGGCGUGGCUGCAUGUCAUCAGGGGGCGUGGCUGCAACAUCAGGGGGCGGGGCUGCAUGACUGCCUGUGAUUUGAGCUCAUGCUGCUGAGUUUAACCCAUCGCUGCACACUAACUAACCCAGAAUGCUAACCGCUUUCCUUCCCAUCAGAAGUGGGCGGGGCCGGCGCCUGUCAAUCAUGCUGUGGGCGUGAGCUCGGAUUACAGAUGGAUGAACUCCUACACGUUCCUCAUGUUUUCAUUUUAGCCUCAUUGUCAUUGUGGUGUGUUUCAGUAUUUCCCGUAGUUCAUGAACAAACAAGCUCCUCAUACCUGAUUCAUCAGCAUUUUAAUCGAUUCUUCCCUCAGCGUCUGGCUGCUGGAUGUGUUUUGAGUAGAAUCAGUGUGAGAAUGACAGAGGAACCAGCGCCACAUCCUUCUGUUUGUUUUAUACUAAAUUAGUAAGUGCUUUUGAUGAGGAUGAUGAUGAUGAAGAAUCUGACACAAUGUUACAGCGAUAUUCUGACAUUUAAACCUGCUCUGCUGCUUUUCUUCAUCAGCUGUUACUAAAUAUUCCUGUAAUAAUGCACAGUGAUUGCGGGACGAGACGGACUCGUGUCUGUGACGAUCAGUGUAUCUGUUACUCCAGCAGUGUUCUUGUGUGGUUUUUAUCAGGCGGCUGAAGGAGUUUCUCAUGAGUUCAGAGGUCAAACACAACCGUCCAUGAGCAGAGAAACACCUGAUACUUCAGUCGUGAUCUGUGUGAUACUAAAGUAGCAAAUAUUCGUUGCAUUUGCCAAGUUUUAUAUUGCUUGUAUACAAUAUGUACAUACUGUAUGUGUGCGGCUGAAGGAACCGUGUCUCAUUCACACUCUGUUGAUGAAUCUGUGCUUCCAGCGCUGCAAAACUGUACAGUUGUUGUUCAAGUUGUAAAUAAAGCUUGUAUAAAACAUCGUGG
Molecule: messenger RNA, 2243 nt
Organism: Sinocyclocheilus grahami
Lineage: Eukaryota; Metazoa; Chordata; Actinopteri; Cypriniformes; Cyprinidae
Product: protein Hook homolog 3-like
Exons: 7
Coding region: 103-639 (178 amino acids)
Biological process (GO): cytoskeleton-dependent intracellular transport; cytoplasmic microtubule organization
Cellular component (GO): centrosome; cytoplasm
Molecular function (GO): microtubule binding; dynein light intermediate chain binding
Source: RefSeq, a predicted model, not a curated record